Molecule: messenger RNA, 1044 nt
Organism: Clunio marinus
Lineage: Eukaryota; Metazoa; Arthropoda; Insecta; Diptera; Chironomidae
Source: the annotation of a GenBank genome assembly
AUGCGAUCAUCAACAUCAAUUUUUUUUUUCGCCUUCUUGAGUUGUUUACAAAAACUUUCAAGCUUAGAGCCUGACAGUUCAGAUUAUUCAGCAACACAAACGAGACCAUUCCUUGUGCCAGCUUUUGAAUCCGGAUACGCACAAGUUGAGGGUCAAAUUAAUAAAAUAGAAGCUCUUAUUGAUCGUGUUACGAAUCCUAUGGAUUGCACAACAUCAACAGAGUCAGCUGAAUUAUCAUCAUCUGAUUCUAAUUCUAUAGAUGAAUCUACUGAGACAUCAUCAUCUGAUUCAAAUUCCAUAGAUGAAUCUACUGAACUUUCAUCAUCUGAUUCAAAUUCUAUAGAAGAAUCUAUUGAACUAUCAUCGUCUGAUUCAAAUUCUAUAGAAGAAUCUGUUGAAGCAUCAUCAUCUGACUCAAAUUCUAUAGAAGAAUCUACUGAACUAUCAUCGUUUGAUUCAAAUUCUAUAGAAAAAUCUGUUGAAGCAUCAUCAUCUGACUCAAACUCCAUAGAUGAAUCUACUGAACUAUCAUCAUCUGACUCAAAUUCUAUAGAAGAAUCUACUGAACUAUCAUCAUCUGACUCAAAUUCUAUAGAAGAAUCUGUUGAACUAUCAUCGUCUGAUUCAAAUUCUAUAGAUGAAUCUACUGAACUAUCAUCGUCUGAUUCAAAUUCUAUGGAAGAAUCUGUUGAAGCAUCAUCAUCUGACUCAAAUUCUAUAGAAGAAUCUACUGAACUAUCAUCAUCUGAUUCGAAUUCUAUAGAAGAAUCUGCCGAAACAUCAUCGUCUGAUUAUGUAGAACCAUAUUUUUCAUCAAAUGGACCUUGUAUGAUUCACCGCGGCUGUUUAGGAAAGUCAUGCCCAGAUUCGACAGAAGAGUGUCAUUACACUGAAGAAGCAGUCCAACCUGACUGCGAAAUAUUGAAAAAAACUUACACUUGUUUUGACGACAACAAGGUAGUUCUGAAUAAGAUGGAGGACCAGUUUGUGAUUCAUUUAAGAGCUACAAUUUUUUUAAGAAUUGAAAUUGAUUAUUUAGAAUAA